Messenger RNA from Phragmites australis (common reed), 1371 nucleotides. RefSeq names its product two-component response regulator ORR4-like. The transcript has 5 exons. Lineage: Eukaryota; Viridiplantae; Streptophyta; Magnoliopsida; Poales; Poaceae. Gene Ontology annotation, biological process: phosphorelay signal transduction system; cytokinin-activated signaling pathway. Bases 459 to 1127 code for a protein of 222 amino acids. The record is from RefSeq and is a predicted model, not a curated record.
CAGUUAGCACGCGACCUGGGAGUCUCACCAAGCUGAAAGCCUCCAAUCAGGAAACCGCAAUCCAUAAAUCGGCAGGAGAAAGAGGUAAAAGACCCAAGGGAGGAAAGCAUCCGGCACUGUGCGAAGGGAGCUCUUGCCAUCCACACCACAGCACACCAAAGCCAAGAGGCCGAAGAGAGGCAGAGACCACCACAAGAAAAAGGAGAAAUCUUGGAGCCGAUUUGCUGUGGAGGUUCGGGCGCGUGAUCUGAUCGGAUCUUGCUUUCCUGGGUGGCGAUGGUGCUGUGAUGUGGCGGGCGCUACGUGCCAUGGUGUUCGCCUAUAUCCUCCUACCUGCUGCCCCGGAGAUGCCGCAUUAGCCACCAAGCAACUGCUCCACCGCACCUCUCUUCCCGCGGCGACACGGAAGAAGGAGAGAGGCUCUGUGGAUUCGUUCCGUCCCUAGUUCUUGUCGCACCAUGACGGUGGUUGAUACCGAGUCCCGGUUCCAUGUUCUUGCGGUGGAUGACAGCCUUAUCGACAGGAAGCUCAUCGAGAUGCUGCUCAAGAAUUCGUCCUACCAAGUGACUACUGUCGAUUCUGGGAGUAAGGCCUUGGAAGUGUUGGGAUUAAGGAAUGAAGGGCAAGACUCGUCAUCGCCUUCUUCCUCCUCCCCUGACCACCAGGAGAUAGAUGUGAAUCUGAUCAUCACUGACUACUGCAUGCCUGGCAUGACAGGGUAUGAUCUGCUGAAGAGGGUCAAGGGGUCAUCCUCGUUGAAGGACAUUCCAGUGGUGAUCAUGUCUUCUGAGAAUGUGCCUGCCAGGAUCAACAGGUGCUUGGAAGAUGGUGCAGAGGAGUUCUUUCUGAAACCUGUCAAGCUCGCUGACAUGAAGAAGCUCAAGUCUCAUCUGCUGAAAAGGAAGCAGCCCAAGUCUCAGCCACUACAGAUACAGCCAGAGGCUGAGCAGCCGGAACAACCGGCGCACGAGCAGGAGGAAGCAGUAGCAGAAGUGACUGCUGAUGGAACCAUCAGCGACUGCAGCGGUAACAAGAGGAAGGCGGCGGCAAUGGAGCAGGAUGGGCUCUCGUCGCCGGAGAGUACGAAGCCAAGACUGUCGAAUAGCAGCUUGGCAGUGGAGACCUGACGCUGAAUUAAUUAACUGUAGAGAAGCCCCCACUAAGCAUUUUCUUCUUUCUUUUGCUGUUUUUUUAGGGGGUAAUCAUGGAAUGGAAAAAAUUUCGGCAUACUGCUUGUAUAGCUGCUUCGGUCCACAAAUUUUGUCGUGCUCAGGGUCAGGACAGGACAGGACACCCCUCUUGUAGAUAAAGGCAGCAGCGCCUUGGAUGCUUUUGUUUAGGCUAAUCUAAAUUUUAUGGGUCAUUAUGCUA